Messenger RNA from Capronia coronata CBS 617.96, 1965 nucleotides. RefSeq lists its product as uncharacterized. Gene Ontology annotation, molecular function: glucosidase activity. The transcript is spliced from 3 exons. The record is from RefSeq and is a predicted model, not a curated record. Lineage: Eukaryota; Fungi; Ascomycota; Eurotiomycetes; Chaetothyriales; Herpotrichiellaceae. Gene Ontology annotation, cellular component: plasma membrane; endoplasmic reticulum membrane. Bases 1 to 1965 code for a protein of 654 amino acids. Gene Ontology annotation, biological process: fungal-type cell wall organization; (1->6)-beta-D-glucan biosynthetic process.
AUGUCGUCUCACAGCAACAGUAGCAACUCCUCCCCGCCGCGAGUCCCGCCACACAUUCGCUUGAAUUCGGGGCAGGAGGAUCUCCUGAACAACCCAAACGGUUCUCUGCGAGCACUUGUUCCCACAUCCUCUAGACCUACCACUUCGAAGCCACAGUCCCCAAAUCCAAACUCCUAUUCAUCAGAAAACGUGCAAGAUGCUGCCGAACGAUUAUUACCUCCCUCGCAAACCCGCCCUCACAGGUCCCGGGACGAUGCAUCUCCUCUGAGAUCGCCUGCCCUUUCCAGCUUCUCUUCACGACGGUCAAGUUGGGAGUCGGACCGGAGCAGAGACAGCAGAGGGUAUGAAAAUCCCUUCCGGGAUUCAAGUCAAUCAAGGCCUGGAUCAAGAGCUGGAAGUGAUGACAACGAUGUGAACACUCAGACCGUAUCUGAGAAAUAUAAUAUUCUCCCAUCGGCUGGACUUCUUCUUUUCCCUGAAGACGUCGAGAAAGACGAUUACCUGCACAACCCGGAUCCAAAUGGGGAACCACGCGACUGUGAUGUCUUCAACAGAAGAGGUAUCGUCAAUAUUGGCGGCCUUGCCAUCAUGACAAUAGGCAUAUUAGUCCUAUUCAUAGGCUAUCCUGUCUUGACUUUUGUGGAGAAGGUCACCAAUAAACCGGACCCGUGCAAAGACAGUAUUGGUUGCAUCAACAACGGCAAAGUCGAUCUCCUUAAAAAUGUGCGUACUGGUCUUAUUGACCCCCAUACGCCUGAGUCGGCCAAAACCAAGAAAGAUUACCAUGGCAACACCUGGAACCUCGUCUUCUCUGAUGAGUUCACAACACCCGGACGUACAUUUUAUGAUGGCGACGACCCAUAUUGGACGGCGAUGGACAUCUGGUAUGGCGUGACAAAGGAUCUGGAAUGGUACGAUCCAGAUGCCGCCACCACGAAUGAUGGUGUCCUGGAGUUGCGAUUUGACGCUUUUCAAAACCAUGGUCUGAAUUACCGGUCCGGCAUGCUACAAUCUUGGAACCAAAUGUGCUUCAAAGGUGGCAGACUGGAGGCGAGCAUAUCCCUUCCUGGUCGCGGUGAUACCGUCGGGUUCUGGCCCGGAUUUUGGUCAAUGGGUAACCUGGGUAGACCGGGUUAUGCUGCUACUACUGAUGGGCUGUGGCCCUAUUCCUAUGACGAUGUCUGCGACGCUGGCAUUACCGCCAACCAGAGUUCACCAGACGGCAUCAACUACUUGCCUGGUAUGCGACUCCCAGCCUGUACGUGUUCCGGAGAAGACCAUCCGACACCUGGGAAAUCGCGCUCCGCACCUGAGAUCGAUGCGAUCGAAGCCAGUGUGGCCGCAUUCGAUGAAGAAGGAAACCAGAUCGGCAAGGCCUCGCAAUCAUUCCAGGUAGCACCAUUCGAUAUCUGGUAUCAGCCAGAUUAUGAGUUUGUGGAGAUCAUGGACUUCACAAUCACGGAAAUGAAUACCUACAAAGGUGGUCCCUUCCAGCAAGCAGUGUCGGGGUUGUCGAAUUUGAAUAACCAAUGGUAUGAUGGGAAUGCCUACCAAAUCUACGCCUUCGAAUACACACCCGGCGCCGAGGGAGACAUCACCUGGUUUGUUGGUUCAGAUCCGGUCUGGCGACUUCAAGGUCAAGCCCUUGGCCCCAACGGGAACGUGGCCCAAAGACUCAUCCCGGAAGAGCCGAUGUCGGUCGUUGUCAAUUUCGGCAUGUCUCCUGGCUUCUCGGCUCUCAACCUCACUGGACUGGCUCCAUUGAUGCCGGCCACCAUGAGGGUCGACUACAUCCGUAUAUACCAAGACGACGACGGCGAGAUGACCUGCGAUCCUGAGGGCUACCCGACCACCGACUACAUCCGACAGCAUUCCAGUGCAUAUCAGAAUCCAAACAUCACCAGCUGGCCGGACACUGGCUAUGCAUGGCCCAAGAACAGCCUGGUCGAUGGCUGCAAAACCUAA